Messenger RNA from Dreissena polymorpha, 3501 nucleotides. Its product is annotated as tRNA dimethylallyltransferase-like. Gene Ontology annotation, biological process: tRNA modification. NCBI's taxonomy places the organism in Eukaryota, Metazoa, Mollusca, Bivalvia, Myida, Dreissenidae. The transcript has 13 exons. The record is from RefSeq and is a predicted model, not a curated record. Gene Ontology annotation, cellular component: mitochondrion. Gene Ontology annotation, molecular function: tRNA dimethylallyltransferase activity. The coding region runs from base 180 to 1757 and encodes 525 amino acids.
GUUUUUUUUUAAAUGCAUGACGUCAAACGGCGAAGCGCGAAUGUGGGAUGUCGCGGCCAAACACCAUACACGACGGCGUCAUACAAUGACGCGCAUUUAAACAAUUUAAGCUCGUAUAAAAUGACAAACUCUUCCUAUUUAUAAUUUGCCGACAACGACAGUACUAUACUGUACCAAAAAUGGCAGCCUCCAUGCGUAAUCCCGUAGUUGUUGUUCUAGGCGCUACUGGGACAGGAAAAACUAAAUUGUCUAUUGAAUUAGGAAAACUUUUCAACGGAGAGAUUAUAAGCGCUGAUGCUAUUCAGAUGUACAAAGGUUUGGGCAUUGUGACAAAUAAGGCAACAAAGGAAGAGCUACAGAUGUGUAGACACCACAUGAUAGACUUCAUCUCUCCACUCAAAGAUAACGUAACAGUUCUUGAGUAUCGAAAUGCUGCAGUACCAAUAAUUGAUUCAAUCUUGGCAGCAAAGAAGACACCAAUUAUAGUGGGCGGAUCUAAUUACUACAUAGAAAGCUUGUUAUGGAGAAACCUUGUCAACACAGAGGAUAUUCAGAAACUUGCAUCACUACAGAGACCUGAAUCAGAAUAUGAAGGCAAUAAGCAGCAACAAGAGCAGAAGCAACAACAGCAAGAGCAAUCACAGAUAGUUGAAGAUCAGGCAAAAGUAAAGCCUGCACCCCAGUCAGAAUGGUUACCUCAUGAUGGGUCAGUUGUUGGUGAUGACCUUGACCCUGGUUGCUACGGAGAUGUAAGAUCUAUGGAAAGUCAAGAUGAGGAGUCAACCACUGAAAGUUGUUCAGAUGAGGAGAGAUUGACUGAGAGGGCGUUUACUGUGAAAGACCGUGAAAAGUAUGAGAUGCAGUCAAGUGUCGAUCUUCAUGCCCGUCUCUCUCAGGUCGACCCAAAAAUGGCGGACAGGCUGCACCCAAAGGACAAGAGAAAAAUCAUCAGAGCGCUGGAGGUGUAUGAUCGCUACGGGAUACAGAUGAGUGAGGUGUACAGACAUCAGCACAGCGGCCUGGCUGACAAUGCCAUGGGAGGGUCGCUCAGGUACCGGGACACCUGCCUGCUCUGGAUAAAAUGUGAUCAAGACGUGCUGGACCGGCGGCUGGAUGCCCGGGUGGACAAGAUGCUCGAGCAGGGACUCGUCAAUGAACUCCUUGACUUCCACAGGCAGUACAAUGAGGAAAGGCUCAAGAAUAAUAGGGCUGCAGACUACACUCGCGGUAUAUUCCAGAGUAUUGGCUUCAAGGAGUUCCAUGACUUCCUUCUGAUGGAUGCUGACAGCAGACAGACGGAAAAGGGACAGGCAGCCUUCAGAGCAGCUGUUGAGAAGUUAAAACAGGUGACCCGGAAAUAUGCUAGAGUUCAAAAACGAUGGAUUGAAAGAAGACUUCUGAACAGACCGUGCAGUGAGAAUGUCCCCUUGGUGUAUGGUCUAGACGGCACAGAUGUAUCACGAUGGGAUGAGAAUGUUCUAGAACCUGCAACUAGAAUUCUGACAGCUCUCAGACAGGGUGAGACUACUCCUAUCUCUCCCCUGCCCUACCAGGAUGUUCGACAGGAGUUUGUGAUACAGCACUGCAAGCUGUGUGAUGUGCAUGCCAACACACCAGAAAUGUGGCACGUUCACAUCAAGAGCAAACGACACAGGAAGUGUGAGCAGUCGCGGAGGAGAAAGCUGCGGGACCUAACACAGACCCUGGAUGAGUACAUUCACCAUCAGCAAGUACAAGAUGGUGAUAGUGGAACAUAGCAUCAACAUCUCACAUGGCAAUGGUUUCCAUGAAACACCAAAGAUGCUGUUCCGGCGCUAGCAGUGUGGGAUGCUGCCUCACACAUUAGUGUAGUGUAGCCUUGUUCUAGGAAAUCUGGCCUUACUGCAUGUGCACAGGCAUAUAUACAUCACAAUGCACCUUUACUGGAUUUCUGUUGAAUAGAGACUUCCUUCAAACAAAAAUCUAGUAAAAGCGGAAAGUGUCGUCCCUGAUCGGCCUGUGGCCUGUGCUGACCGCUCUGAGAUGACACUUUACGCGCAUGCAUUUAGCUCAGAUCUCUCAAAACAAGGUUCAGUGCAUCUGCAUCAGUGGGCAUUGCUCUUUCACUCCAACUGCUUCAGUCUCUUCCACGUUUGGGGCAGUCUACUGCAGCCCAGUAUCAGAAUUGAACGAUGAACGUCAAUUACAAUGUGUAUCCCCAUUUGGAAGGAUAAAAACAUUUGUUGACAGCGAUGUAGUGUAAAAACAUUGUAUACUGUACAGCAUUUUAUCAGGAAUUUUUAGCUCAUCUAUUUUUUGAAAAAAAAAUAUGAGCUAUUGUCAUCACCUUGGCGUCGGCGUUGGCGUCCGGUUAAGUUUUGCGUUUAGGUCCACUUUUCUCACAAAGUAUCAAUGCUAUUGCAUUCAAACUUGGUACACUUACUAACUAUCAUGAGAGGACUGGGCAGGCAAAGUUAGGUAACUCUGGCGUGCAUUUUGGCAGAAUUAUGUGCCCUUUUUAUACUUAGAAAAUUGAAAAUUUUAGUUAAGUUUUGCGUUUAGGUCCACUUUUCUCAGAAAGUAUCAAUGCUAUUGCAUUCAAACUUGGUACACUUACUUUCUAUCAUGAGGGGACUGGGCAGGCAAAGUUAGAUAACUCUGGCAUGCAUUUUGACAGAAUUAUGUGCCCUUUUUAUUCUUAGAAAAUUGAAAAUUUUGGUUAAGUUUUAUGUUUAGGUCCAUUUUAUUCCUUAAGUAUCAAAGCUAUUGCUUUCAUACUUACAACACUUACUGACUAUCAUAAGGGGACUGUGCAGGCAAAGUAAUGUAACUCUGACUGGCAUUUUGACAGAAUCAUGUGCCCUUUUUAUACUUAGAAAAUUGAAAAUUUGUUUAAGUUUUGUGUUUAGGUCAACUUUAUUCCUACAGUAUCAAAGCUAUUGCUUUCAUACUUUCAACACUUAUUAACUAUCAUAAGGGGACUGUGCAGGCAAAGUUAUGUAACUCUGACUGGCAUUUGGACGGAAUUAUGGGUCCUUUAUAUUUAGAAAAUUGAAAAAUUGGUUAAGUUUUGUGUUUUGGUCCACUUUAUUCUAAAGUAUCAAAGAUAUUGCUUUCAUACUUGGAACACUCGCAAACUAUCAUAAGGGUACAGUAAAAGGACAAGUUGCAUAACUCUGGUUGUCAUUUUUACGGAAUUAUGGCCCUUUUUUUACUUAGUAACUUUGAAUAUAUGGUUAAAUUUUGUGUUUCGAUCCACUUUACUUAUUAAGUAUCAAGGCUAUUGCUUUCAAACUUCAAAUACUUUCAUGCUAUCAUGAGGUUACUGUACCUGGCAAGUUGAAUUUUACCUUGACCUUUGAAUGACCUUGACUCUUGAGGUCAAAUUAUUAAAUUUUGCUAAAAUUGCCAUAACUUCUUUAUUUAUGAUUAGAUUUGAUUGAUACUUUGACAAAACUACUCUUACCUGACAUACCACAAUAGACUCCACCCAAACCAUCCCCUGUGCCCUUCCUCCCUCCC